CUCACCAGGAAGAGCAUAAUGGCUUUAGUUUGACCAUGAGAAGUAAGGUGAAUUAUUUUACAUAUAACAUCAUGUGUGUCAAAUUUGCGAAUCAUAUAACAAUAUUGUUUUGACUUAUCUCAUAUUGCAAGCUUUCUAGGUCAUGGUCCAGAUUUGGGUCAAGACCUCUUUCAGUCCAAUCACACAUGAGACAUCUGAGUACUGCAAAACCCAGUGCAGAUCAAUAUGAACUCUCCAAAGGCUCAGAGGGUGAGGGUAGCCAUGACACCAUCAGAAGCUCCUGAAGGUUGCUACGCCUGGUUUGUCCUGCUGGCCUGCUUCAUGGUCUUUGGAUUAACCUUUGGUGUCAUCAAGGCCUUUGGUGUAUUCUAUGUUGAGAUACACCAAUACUUUGAAACCACAGCAACAAGGACAUCCUGGAUCACCUCGAUUGCAGUGGCUAUCAUUCAUGUUGGGGCUCCGAUAGCAUCUGCUCUGAGUGUGCGAUUCAGCCAUCGCUCUGUUGUGAUAAUUGGCGGACUGAUUUGCAGCGUAGGAGUGGUGAUUGGGGCUUUUGCAAGGAACAUGACUGAACUGUACUUAACAGUGGGAUUCCUAAAUGGUUUUGGCUAUGCACUGACCUGGACCCCCACAGUGACCAUGCUUGGCUUGUAUUUUGAGAGGAGGCGUCCUGUGGCAAAUGCCUUGGCCAGUGCAGGAGAGUGCAUCAUUACCUUUAUCAUUACACCUCUGUUCCAGCUGUUGAUUGACAACUACUCCUGGAGGGGUGCUAUGAUGAUCCUGGGGGGUCUGCAGCUUAACCUAUGUGUGUGCGGGAUGCUGCUGAGACCCCUGAAAGUCACCAGAGAUGUGAUUCAUUCAAGUGAGGAGGAAGGCUUGUCCCUGGAACUCCUUAAAAAAGAGGACUUGGAUCAGGACAAACCAAGCUAUAGUGGGUCAAAGGAGCUGAGAAUAUCUGAAGGGGCUGAUCAUGAGACCAUCACUGCUGAAGAUGGUAAAAUAUACCAGGCCCCAGAAGAGAUACCUAAUUCAACUAUGACGUCACAAAAAUCAAAUAGCAGAGCUAAGAGGGCCGAACUCAGGACCAAUAUCCUUCGUUAUGUAGAUUAUACCCUCAUCACCAAUGCACGAUUCAUGAUCUACUCAAUGUUUGGGUUGUUUGCUGCACUCGGUUUCUUUGCACCAGCUCUAUUCCUCGUGCCAUAUGCUCGUAGUAAGGGGAUCGGGGAGUACGAGGCAGCUGCACUCAUGUCUAUCUCUGCAGCGAUGGACCUGUUCGGGAGGGUGUUCUUCGGCUGGGUGGCAAACUUGAGACUGGUGGAGAUGGUGCAGCAGCUGACAGCUACAGUGAUUCUGCUGGGCACCGUGUUACUCCUCUGCCCAUUGACCUCCUCGUUCUGGGAGAUGGCUGCUUUCAGUGCAGCUUACGGCCUGGUGUAUGGCGCCACGGUUGCAAUCCAUAUCACUGUGCUGGUUGAGAUUGUGGGCGCCAACAGGCUCGGAAGCGCACUUGGGUUCUUCAUGCUCAUACGCAGCAGCGGAGGCCUGCUUGGGCCGCCCAUAGCUGGCUUCUUCAUUGACAAGAUGAAUGAUUACGGCACAGGUUUCCUCAUGGCCGGUGUAGCUCUCAUCGUCUCCGCUCUGUUCCUGCUGCUUCUCCAUCAGAUGAAUCGAAUGGUCAAGGGGUCAAACUCCAAGAGCAAUACGCAUACAGACAAAAUGGAACAAAGCUGCUGAGGAAAGAAUUCAAGAAAAAUAGCUGAACGAGACAUGAAUGAAGGAAAAUCUGUUUUUAUAGCUGAUGGAUUUAAAGGUGUGAAUGAGAUCUUGAUCUCACAGUUAUAAAGGGGAGAUCUGCCCCUUAUGGAGUCCACUGUGGUCUGUCUGCAGGUGAUUAUGUGUCAGGAAAUGAUAAUUUGUAUUAAUCAUUAAGAGCCAGUAACUUAUACCUUCAUUCUAUGCAGAUAAUCUGUCCUGUUUAGUAUCAUUGUGCAAAUACUGAAAAGGA
This is a messenger RNA of Scomber japonicus (chub mackerel), 2008 nucleotides long. RefSeq lists its product as uncharacterized. The transcript is spliced from 6 exons. Gene Ontology annotation, molecular function: monocarboxylic acid transmembrane transporter activity. Bases 226 to 1737 code for a protein of 503 amino acids. Gene Ontology annotation, biological process: monocarboxylic acid transport; transmembrane transport. NCBI's taxonomy places the organism in Eukaryota, Metazoa, Chordata, Actinopteri, Scombriformes, Scombridae. The record is from RefSeq and is a predicted model, not a curated record.